UGUGUAGCUGACGUCAUUUUAAGACAGCCAAUGAAAAGUCUCUGUCGUUGACAAAACAUGGCGACGCAGCGAUGUUUUUGAGUUUUAGUUGACCGUGGUUCGUAGCAUCAUACUGUUUAGAUUGUGGUGCCGGCAACACCAUAACAUCAUGGACACACAGCGGGCGAUGGCUGACCUUCCCGAACUACAGCGUCGUCUGCUAGAGCGGAGUCGGCUGUUAGGCUUAGACCCCUACGCCGACGCACCCAUGCGGGUGCGAGACCGGCCAUCGUCAGAGCAAGACAGCGGCAGCGGCGACGACGGUGAAGAAGCCUGCGCCGUGGAGGCACCUGUAUCGAGACCACGUGGAAAAACCUGCGCUAGCGGAAGCCCCUACCAUCACCCUCCUGAACCCGAUCGGCUCGGAAAUACGCGCUGGAUAGCGGUUACGGACACCGUCGGCGGCAGACAACUACGGCACCAAAAACGACCACUGACAUGAUCUCAUAACAGCUUUCGCUGUAAAAAUUAUGCGUUGCAGCAAACGUCCGUGUAGCCGACAGAUGUACAAUAAUAAAUGCACGAAGUGGUGUCAAGUAGAAACACUGAGGGAGAAAAGUCACUUUUGAUCCAGUCAGUAUCAUUGACGACAAAUGGCAUGACCUUUUUGAGUCUGCAUGUUUAGACAUUUUCGA
Rhipicephalus sanguineus (brown dog tick) is the source of this 674-nucleotide messenger RNA. RefSeq lists its product as uncharacterized. The record is from RefSeq and is a predicted model, not a curated record. Bases 149 to 481 code for a protein of 110 amino acids. The transcript has 2 exons. NCBI's taxonomy places the organism in Eukaryota, Metazoa, Arthropoda, Arachnida, Ixodida, Ixodidae.